UAAGGGAUUCUCUCUUUUGUUGUAUUUCUCCUUGCAGCUUAUGUUCAGUCAGACAGGCUGUCAUUUGAUUUUGAGAGUGCCACAUUCAGUACAUCAGACUCUUUGAAAUUGUUAAAAUGGAUACCUGGUUGCAUGGUUGGAUGCUGAUUUGUUCUUGCAUUUCUUCUUCACAUGCUAUGAAUGGGUAUCUCCAGUUUCAAUCUCCGGGACUCACACUGGUUUCAGUCGGAGGCUCUGUAGAAUUAGGAUGUAAAUUUGAGCAGAAAGUUCAGUACUGCCAUAGUGUUACAUGGAACAAGCUGAAUCUACGGACCAGUCAAUUCAUGUCAGUGAAAAACAUAGAAAAGAAUAAUGUCCCUCGCCAUGAUGGUAAAACUUGUGUUUUGACAUUAAAUAACUUGACUCUUAAAGAUUCUGGCUUGUAUGUUUGCAUUAGCAACUUAUUGGCUAUGAUCGGCAAUGGAUCCAGGGUGAUCGUAACUAGAGAUGACUCUGUGCCAGAACUUUCCAUCUUAUACUCACCUCCAAAAGCUGAUUCACUAUCAGUCCAGCUCCAGUGUCUUGUUUUAGGAGUUGUCCCGUUUCAGGUGCGGGUUUUCUGGAUGAUUGAGGAGAAAGUGCUCUCUGGUUGGACCGAGUCGGCCUGGACAAAUGACACUGAUUCAGCCACAGAAUUCACCAGAGCUCAUCUUUCUGUUCCUGCAGACGAGUGGACUGAAGCUGAGGAAAUUCGGUGCUGCGUUGAAUAUAAAGGACAAAACUUCUCUAAAUCUCUGAAGCGAUGUGAGCAUCAAGCAGUCCACUCGUGGCUUUCAUACGCCGGCUGUGUGGCAGCACUCCUUACCAUAAUAGUAACCAUCAUUAUAUCUGUGGUGUUACGCCGAGAUAUUUUGGUGACCAGAAAGUCCAGAGGGCUCACAAGAAAAGAUGCUCACCGCAAAAUAUCAUAUGGUAAACAGAAUACUCUGAAAGAAGAUUUUCCAUCUGUUAUGGGUUUCUCUGGAGAUCUCAUUAGUCAUGAACAGGAUGGGAGUCCAUCAAACGAAUAGAGAGUGAAGAAGGGAAUACUUGAGUAUGCUGGAAAAAACUGAAAUGAAAGUUGACAUUAUCAAACACAAAGUGUACAUGUGUGUCUUCAUACAAAAAGACGGCACCUGAUUUCUACACUUUCAAACGUUUUUAAAGUGUCUAUGAUCAUGAAUAUUUAUUAGUUAGGAACUGUAUGCUUCUUUGUAUGAUUUAUGUUCUCUGUAUUUUAUUAUUUAAAUAUAAAUGAAAGUUUUCUAAUAAAAAAGUGUAUUUGAAAAUGGCUUUAUCCAGCCUGAUCUCACGAGAAAACGUAAGUAUUUUACGUUUUGUCAGUUUAGUGGCUAAUUCGUACGAAUUCGUACAAGUUCAGUCGUACGAAAUUGUACGAUUUUAAAAAGGAGGCGUGGCACCUAACCCCACCCCUAAACCCAACCGUCAUUGGGGGAUGAGCAAAUCGUACGAAAAUGUACGAAUUAGCCACUAAAUCAAAAAGUUACGAAUUGCCGUGAGAUUGUGUUGCUUUAUCAGUAUUUUGUGCCACAUCAUACAUUUAGUCCAUUUCCCAAGAUAUUGUUUUUCAGAAAUAAAGAAUUCACAAAAGGAUUACAAACUUUUAUUUUAAAAUGAAAUAUGUUCAGGGGCAACACAGUGGCUCAAAGGUUAGUCCCGGCUGAGUCAGUUGGCAUUUCUGUGUGGAGUUUACAUGUUCUCACCAUCUUUGCAUGGGUUUCCUCUGGGUGCCCCAGUUUCCCCCACAGUACAAAGACAUGUGGUAUAGUUGAACUGAAUAAACUAAAUUGGCCAGAGUGUAUGUGUGUGAAUGAGUGUGUAUGUGUGUUUCCCAAGUCUGGGUUACAGCUGGAAGGGCAUCUGCUUUGUAAAACAUAUGCUGGCGGUUCAUUCCGCUGUGGCGACCCCUGAUGAAUAAUAAGCCGAAGGACAAAGAAUAAAUGAAAU
Messenger RNA from Danio aesculapii, 1986 nucleotides. RefSeq lists its product as uncharacterized. The record is from RefSeq and is a predicted model, not a curated record. The transcript has 9 exons. Bases 117 to 1049 code for a protein of 310 amino acids. Lineage: Eukaryota; Metazoa; Chordata; Actinopteri; Cypriniformes; Danionidae.